This is a messenger RNA of Rhineura floridana, 5540 nucleotides long. It is a transcript of the gene PIK3R5, whose product is annotated as phosphoinositide-3-kinase regulatory subunit 5. Gene Ontology annotation, biological process: positive regulation of MAP kinase activity; G protein-coupled receptor signaling pathway. Gene Ontology annotation, cellular component: phosphatidylinositol 3-kinase complex, class IB. Gene Ontology annotation, molecular function: 1-phosphatidylinositol-3-kinase regulator activity. The transcript has 20 exons. Bases 453 to 3095 code for a protein of 880 amino acids. Lineage: Eukaryota; Metazoa; Chordata; Lepidosauria; Squamata; Rhineuridae. The record is from RefSeq and is a predicted model, not a curated record.
UUAAAGCCCUUAAACAACUUUGAAACGCGGCUCGGCACCUCCCCACGCAACCUGGCUUGUGGGCGGGGCUUAGAGCGGGCUUCUUCCCGCCUCUUCCCUCAGUUGUGGAGCUCUUAACUCUGCAAGUUUGCUGGCGAUGGAAAGGUUAGCUCGCGCCUCAGGAGCCGCAACCCGGAGAACUUGAACCCGAGCAGAUGGACUGCUAAAGGCCGGUUCGCCGCCAAGGAUGGGCGAGGGAGGAGGUGCCGAGAGUAGUAAAUGUACUGUGUGUCUUCACUUGAUGAGCGGAUGAGCUGAAGCAUCCUUCCCACUCCAGCCUGUUCAAGCAUGGGACUCAGAUGGUCGGUUGAAGAGGGAGGACGUCUCUUCUGGUGCUCCGUAUCAUUCCCGUAAUUAAUCCAGUUAUGGAUUUAUAUACCAUCUACUUGCAACUAUUUUGGAGAUGAAUUAAAAUGCAGCACACAACGUGCACAGAGGACAGGAUCCACCAUGCACUGGAGAGGUGCCUUCAUGGCCUCAGUAGAAGCACUUUCUCUACUAGCACUUGGACUGCUGGACUUUGUCUGAAUUGUUGGAGUCUCCAAGAGCUUGUUAGUCGUGAUGCAGGGAACUACCUCAUCCUUCUGGAGAAAAUCCUACAAAAGACUCACGAGGUCCAAGAGAAAUGCAACUAUGAUCUCUUUGUUCCUCUGGCCCUGCUCUUCAGCUCAGCUCUUGUAUGCAUACCACACUUACCUUCAGAUUCAGAUUUCCUUCUGAGAGCCAUGAGGACUUACCGUGACUUCCUCACCUGGCCUGUGCCAUACUGCAAUAUCUGCCGGGAGCUACUGACCUUCAUCAGCAAUGAACUCAAAGCCCCAGGAAUUUCAUAUCAGAGGCUGGUUAGGGCAGAGCAGGGACUACCUGCAAAAAGCUGCGAGAGUUCCACUGUAACAGUCCUGUUGCUGAACCCUUCAGAGGUUGAUGGGGAAUUCAUAUCAGUUGCCGAAAAGCUGAGCACAGCAGAGCAUUCACAGCACAUGGUACUAGUGACGCUCCUAGAACAUAUCUACCAAGCCAACUUUGGGACCAAAUGUGACCUGAAAAGUCUACGUCAAGUUCUAAAGAUGAAACCUCUGGAAGAGCUCAUGGAGAUAUUUACCAGCAGCACAGAAGCCCAGGAGAUGGCAGCUCUGACCAGCAAUGACCCUUCCACAGCUAGGGAACAGCUGGAAUCUGCUUUGCUGGAGAUUGCGGAGGCAGCUGGGCUGCCUGAAAUCACAGGGGAAGCCCAACCAUGUAAGCUCCAACUGAUCCCCAUCCCUGUUGCCCGGUGUUACACCUACAGAUGGGAUACAGAUAACUUUGACAUCUUGAAUGAGGUACUAGACAAAGAGGGGGACUUCCCAAAGCCAGUAGUUUUGGAAGAUGAGGAGGAAGAGGAGGCUGACAGUUGCUCCCUAGAAAGGGCGUCUUUGUUGUCCUCUCUGGCUUCUGUCUCGAAGGAUUCUGUGUAUUCAGAGUUGUUGGAGGACAGCCCCCGUGACUCGCGGGUGUCUGUCAUCUCCACUGUUUCCAAAGACUCUGAGCUCUCAUUGGCCUCUAAAAAGUCCUUGAAGUCCUUUGUCUCUAGCCUGAAAGACUGCAUGGACAGCGGCUAUGUGGAGGACAGUGAUGAAAGCUCCCUAGAGCCGAUGGGCUGCUUGGAUCCAAAGGAGGAGAAGGUAUCUCCCAGGCAUCGGCAUCGCCUGAGCAACAAGAUCAUGAAGUUGUUCAAGAGCAAGAGCCAGCUGAUCCUGGGCAGAGAUCUCAGGGACGUUUCUGAGAUAGCGUCAUUGUCGCUGCCACUGCGCAGAGCAGAGAGCCUCUGCAACCCUGUGGCCAAGGACCGCAUCCCAACACGCUCCCGGCGGGCACACUCUCUGCCACAGCAAGCACUGAGCACUACACUUCUGCAGAACCGCAUGCCACAGAAUGCCUGUGUCCAACGCCGGCCCUUCUUGAGCUGUGACGAGGAUACUAAGAUAUCCACACUGCGAGUGGUUGUGUUCGGCUCUGACCGCAUCUCAGGGAAAGUGGCCCGGGCUUACAGCAAUCUUAAAUCUCAAGAAAGCAGCUGCCCCUGGCUGACUCGGUACUUCAGACUGCAGUUCUACUAUGUCCCUGUGAAGAGGAGUGGCCCUACCCCAUUUGCACUGACCUACCCUCCUCCUUCUCCGGGAGAUCCUCCUUCCCGUGCCUGUGGAACAAUGGAUCCUAGUUUGACAGGGAUGGAGAGCAGCACAAAUGAUCUCUCAAUCUACAUAGGUAUGCUGGAUCCAUGGUACGAGCGCAAUGUUCUUGGUCUAAUGAACCUUUCCACAAAUGUUCUAUGCCAGCAAUCUGCCAAACCUGAGAGUGAACCCCUAGAAGAAACAGCAGAACAGCUUCCCAUCCUUGCUGACAUGAUUCUUUAUUACUGUCGCUUUGCUACCCGCCCAGUGCUGCUGCAGGUCUACCAGACAGAGUUCACCUUCAUUGGAGGAGGGACAAGGACCGAGAUCUUCAUCCACUCCCUAGAGCUGGGCCACUCAGCAGCAAUACGGGCCAUCAAAGCCUCAGGUCCAGGUAGCAAGCGGCUGGGCAUAGACGGAGACAGAGAAGCAAUCCCACUAACAUUACAGAUUGCCUACAGCAAGAGAGCUGUCAGUGGAAGGAGCUGCUGGAAUGACAUGGAGAAGGUCUGCACGACCAUCAACCUCAGCAAGACUUGUAAGAAGCAAGAAGAGCUUGAUUUGAAAACCGAAUGUUUGACCCUCACUGCCACAGAGGUAAUCAAGAGGCAAAGCUCCAAGUCUAAGAAGAGUUUCAAUCAGCAAAUCAGUGUGUCCCAGAUGAAAGUGGACAAGGUCCAGAUCAUUGGAGUGAACUGUUCUUUUGCGGUAUGUCUGGAUCAGGAUGAGCGGAAGAUUCUACAGAGUGUCACCAGGUGUGAAGUCUCUGCAUGCUACAAGCCCAAGAUCAGUGAGCCCUGCAUUAGGGAGAGACCCUCUUCAUUUUUGCCAUCCCAAGAUUCCUCUGACUUCUGCUCUCUUCUCUGUUUGCCCAUUGCCACUUUCAGUGGGGCACUGCCCUAGGGAAGCCAGAAAGGAUGGAGUGAGUGAUCCACUUCUGCCUCUCAGUGCUGAGCAAUGUUGCUCCCAGGCAUCCCAUGGAUCUUAACAUCAUCUGGAAGAGGAAAACCUCCGUGCAUGUUUUUCCUCUGAUGCUGGAUGGCUUCAGUUCAGGAGGUUCAGGACACAGUAGCCCUCCCAGAUCUGGCAAACAAUCAAUUGAUUAUCCUGGAAUGGAAGGCUUUGGCUUCUUACGGGAAAGCAUAAUAACCACCAUCCUUGUUUUUUCCCAUGAGUGCUGUUGAGAAGAUGUUACAGAUAAUGGCAUGAAGGUGAGAAGAACACAUCUGAAAUGCAGAGAGUGGGGGUGGGAAAGUUUGUCUGGCCAAUUUGUGCUGAAGUGUUGAACUUCAUUUGGUGUGAGAGAAUUGCAGCUUUCUGCUUCCCUUUUAAACAGGGCAUCCUUGACGUGAGUGGUGCUUACCACUCUACAAACUAGCCCAUGUCCAGAGGUGUUUUUGACAGUCGGAGCUGAACGGAGCUUGUGGGCUUACACUUUGCUGCCAUUCACAAAUUGCAGAGACUGCACACUGGCUUUUUCCUCUGAUAAAUUUGCCUGAUGCUUGAGCUGUUGGUUAGGGUUGCCAGGAGCCAGAGUUUGGAGAUCUUGGGGAGGCGGGGUGGAGAGAGGCAGGAAAGGAACUCAUUGAGCCAUUUGCCCUAUGCUCCUUACCAAUUAUGUGCCUGUGUAUGCACUAAGUGAAACUGAACAGCAAAUUGGAACAGGGAACAAGGAGCAAAAUGCUUUCACAUGGAAUGGCAUCAUUUGAUGAUAAAUAUUAGAUUAUGCAGUUGGCUUCUCUGUAUAAAAUAUUGGAAAAGAAAACACUAAUACCCACUUUUAUAGUGGUUGGUGUGUACCCUGCCCCUUAGAGGUGGGAGGGGAGCCUUUGAAAGAAACAUGUUCUGUUUGUCUCACUUCCCACAGGAUAGUCAGCUCUGGGUGGUUCUUACUUACCAAUGGUUUUGUUCCAGGUAUGGGAAACUUUUGUUCCUUUCAGGUGGAGUUGGACCCUGCUUCCUGUGGGCCUCAGCUAGUAUUGCCAGUGGUCAAGGAUGAUGGGAGUUUGGAGUACAACAUCAUCUGAAUGGCCACAGGUUCCCUAUUCCUGGUAUAGGGGAAUACAAGGUGUUGUGUGCUCUUGCAUUCCAGAUUUGUGACACCCAAGCAGAAUUGUUUCAAGAGACACCUUCACAGAAUCGCGAAUGGGUGAUUGCUAUAACUAAAGAAGCCAUAAUCAAGAACUGAAAAAGAACUACUGUGGUCUCUCAUGUUCUGUAGCAGUGAUGAGAAACCUAUGGUCCUCCAGAGGAUGUUGGAUUCCAACCCCCACCAUCCCUCAUCAUAAGCCAUGCUGGGUGGGACUGAUGGGAGGUGGAAUCAAACAACACCUGUCAGGCCACAGGUCUAUAGUGAGACCACUUUGUUUCUGAAGGAAACCAAUGUCCACCCGAGAAAUGGAGAUGGCACUGAGGUUCAUUUUAAUUAUCUUCUUACUUGAAUUAAGCCAUUUUAGAAAUGUUUAAUAACAACGCAUGCUGUUUACUUGCUUGAUUUUGAGGGAAGGAUGCAAAUGGACAGAACACAUACGUGUUGCCCAAAUGUAUAAAAGAAAAACUCAGGGGUGUGUGUGUGGGGUGUGUGUCUAAUGAUCUUUUUAUUCUUAUUGAAAACACACAUGAUCAUUUUGCAUAAUAGUUCUAGAAUCUUUUCUCUGGAGGUGGAGGGUGAGAUAGAUGAAAAAUCCUACUUGCUUUAGGAAGAACCCAGGGCUAGGUGCAAUGUAGCUUAUUCAGAACAUCAGCUAGUAGUUCAGUUAUCAAGAAACAUGAAUCAAGAAUCGGGGGGAAAUGUCAGGUCUCAAAUUCUCCCCUAGAAAGCUGCCAGGAAGCCACGCACACACAAGCCAUCUGGGAUACCACAAAGGGAUGCUUUUAAGAGCAGUGUGUUUUCUGAUUGGGGAGUGUAUGUACUCGCAAAAGCACUGAUUUUAUUCUUUGGCUAAGGAGCUGUUUUCAAGUUAUAAUCUUAACACCUUACCCUCUCAAGAUGACCACAACAUAUCUGAUAUAAAUAGUCUGGCUGUAAAGCAAUUUGCAGCAAUAAAAAGCAGCAUGAUGCACUGUGGUUGGCAGUAGCUGCUUGUGAGUUAAGAAGUUUUUGGAAACGGAAGUGUAUGCAUUAUAAGUGCCAAGGCUUCCACUGAAAUUGGGUAACUUUGUGUGUUGAAGCAGUUCCUUAUUGAAUGCAAGAGUUGCUUCCUGGGGUGAAGCUGUACAUAACCAGCCGUGUAAAUGUCAUACCAUGACCUAAUUUUAUAAAAUAUUGUUAAGAUAUAUUUUAAUGGAAAUUGUAAAUGUAUUUGAAAUAAAGCCACAUUUUCAUAAAUCAUGACUAUACAUUAAAAA